Messenger RNA from Penicillium malachiteum, 741 nucleotides. RefSeq lists its product as uncharacterized. The coding region runs from base 1 to 741 and encodes 246 amino acids. Gene Ontology annotation, cellular component: membrane. The transcript has 2 exons. Gene Ontology annotation, biological process: transmembrane transport. The record is from RefSeq and is a predicted model, not a curated record. Lineage: Eukaryota; Fungi; Ascomycota; Eurotiomycetes; Eurotiales; Aspergillaceae. Gene Ontology annotation, molecular function: transmembrane transporter activity.
AUGGUUCUCUCCACCGGAAUUGCCAUUAUUUGCAACGUUGCGUUCACGCUCGCAGCAUUGUUCAGUACUUCAUCGAUUGCCGACGUUUCAGCCUCCUCAUUCCCGAUUUAUGAAAUUGGCAGAGAAGCUAUUGGAUCCGAUGGCGCAGUCUUAUUUCUCCUGAUAUGGCUCACUUUUACAUUCUAUAGCACCAUCCCAGGGGUUCUACUCACCACUGGCAGACUUGUAUGGGCCUUCUCAAGAGAUAACGGUCUACCUUGGUCAUCUUACUUCAACCGUAUCAGUGAGAGAUACAAGGUUCCGGUCCAGGCUCACCUUAUCAGCUGUGUCUUUUGCAUUCUCUAUGGCCUGAUCUAUAUCGGAAGUACGGCCGGGUUUAACGCCAUUUUAUCCACAACCAUCGUCUUCGCUCUCCUAUCGUAUUCAGUACCACAGGCGCUUCUUCUGAUAUCAGGUCGGAGCCUCCUUCCGGAACGACACUUCAAGCUCAGAAAGUCCAUCGGUACAUUUGUCAAUUUGUUCUCAGUGGUCUGGACCCUAGCAUACUGCAUCUUGCUUGCCUUUCCAUUAUCUUUACCCACCUCACCCAUGUCAAUGAGCUACGUCUCUGUCGUUCUUGUUGGUAAAAAGCGCAGAACUUUCAAGGGGCCUAUUAUUCGAAUGGAUAUUCUUCAAGGGGUCAACAGGGCAAUAGUGGAUUCAGACAACUUGAAAGCGGAUAUCAACCUUGGAAAGGAUUAA